This is a messenger RNA of Solea solea (common sole), 1497 nucleotides long. RefSeq names its product transmembrane protein 160 (gene tmem160). The transcript is spliced from 4 exons. Bases 68 to 703 code for a protein of 211 amino acids. The record is from RefSeq and is a predicted model, not a curated record. Lineage: Eukaryota; Metazoa; Chordata; Actinopteri; Pleuronectiformes; Soleidae.
UGACCAUGUGAGAGUUCACAGGUCACUCCGAGGUCGUGUUGUGUUUUUAGCCUGGAUCAGGGAUGUGAUGGCUUUCCUGACGCUGUUCAUGAGGAGGCAGUUGCCGCAGUCCGCGUCCUACUUCGCCCGGAUAGUGGGGCUGGUCCGGCCGCCCUGCGCCAAAGCCCCGGUGCGGAGGCUGCACGGCACGGCUCGGCUGCGGCAAGGCGAGAAAGGACCGUGGGGGAAGAGCCGGGUUCCGGAGCCGCAGCAGCAGCACCACCACCACCAGUUCACAGACCUGGACAAAGCGGACGCUUUGAUGCUGAGAAAGUCACAUGAAACAGGAUUCCUCUCGUGGUUCAGGAACGGCCUGCUGGCAACUGGGGUCGGAGUCAUAGCUUUUGUCCAGAGUGAAGUUGGGCGAGAAGCCGCGUAUGCCUUCUUCCUCCUGGGAGGCGCGUGUGUGUCGUUCGGCAGUGCCUCGUACAUCAGCAGCCUCUUUGCCUUGCGGAGGAUCAUGCUGAUGUCUGUGCCGGCGUUGUUGCUCCAUGGCGCCGUGGUGGCCAGCGUCGCCCUCUUCUGGCUCUGCGCAGUAUCUCUGUACAUUGGCCGCCUGGAGGUGGAGAUCAUCCACGAGGUGGAGGGAGAGGACGAGGAGGAGGAGUGCAGAGAGUGCCGCGAGAGGCGCGAGGAUGGCGACGGCAAGGACGCGAAGAAGUAGUGAUGUCUCUGUGUGUGUGUGUGUUGAAGAGAGACUUUUGGAUCCUUUGUACAACUGAUCUGAGAAAAUUCUGAUAAUUUGAUAGCUUCUGAUGAAAAGAGGUUUUGUUUUUUUUUUGUAUAGAAAUUAUAAUCAUAUAUACACAGAUAUUUUCAAUGCUGCUUCACUUGCGUCAUCGGCCUGUCUGGAAAUGGUGCAUCUUCACAUUCCCAGACAGAAAGAUACACUGUGAACAUCACAUUUGAUCUACUUGCUUUUCUCAGGCUGCUGUUGCAAGUGUCUGUUUGUCAGAAUUAGCUACGACACUUGAAGUUCCCAUAAAGUCUUGCUGGUUGUCACAUCCUGUGUGAGAUCGAGGUAAACGGAGAUGCUACGUGCAUGUUUUUAUUGCAAAUGAACGAGGGCUUAGAAUGAACUUGAACAGAGGUUUUGAAAACCCUGUGAAGUAUUUUUUCAAAAAAAAGAAAGAAAGAAAGAAGAGAAAUUGUGAGGACAAUAGCACUUUUGUCAUUUCUGUGUGUUUGUUAUUACAGUACCGUUUAGACUUUUGGAGUUUUUCCACAUCACUUCUGAGUCUUACUGUAUAGGCUUGGUAUUGUUGUUAUAAAUGUACAGUACCUUUUCUUACACCAUCUGCUGAUCUCUUGUUGCUGUUUUAAUGACUUAAAGAAUACUUGAUGGUAUGGGAACGUUUGUUAUAUUAGUUUUGUGUGUGGAAACAGAGUUCACGAUCGUUUACUUUUGUCUGUUAUACUUUACCAUAUGUACAGUAAUAAAACUGACUGGAAACUUCA